GCGAGUAAAACAUUUCCCGAGAACCUUUUGGUGUCGUUAGUCGUACGUUGAAUUCAGAAGUAACAACAUCCAUCGAGCUUCGCCAAGAUGAGCAGCCGAACGCAGAUUGUGUUAACCUUGCUGAUUGCCCUCGUGACCGCAUCCAUCGCUAGACUUAUCCCUCCCACCGAGAAGGAAAACUCAUCGUCGGAAGAAUCCACAGAGCUCAAUGAAGUUCUUGACGAAAUUCGAACGGCUUGCGAGAAAAACUCGGGAUCGAACAAGGCCUUCGAUGAAUUGAUAGCUGAGGCCAGUUCCGUGCCUUUCUGUUUCAUGGAAAAGUUCGACGUGGAAGGUUUUUCCACUGACGUGGAUUCGGUGUCCAAUGCCACGCGGAAGGAGUUUUUCACAAAAUACUGCCCUCAACUGCAUGAUUCGUUGACAUGCUUCAAUCCUACGAUUGACAAAUUCAGAGCGUGUAUGGAUAAAGAUGACAGCGAAGGUUUGGAUGUAUUUGUCAAUUUGCUACCGGAAGCUAUUGAUUUGAUUUGCCGAGACGACGGGGAAAUCUUUUUCGUCGAUGAUCAAAAUAUCAUUCAGUGCAUUGAGAAGGUGGGUAAUUACUCAACGGAGUGUCUUCAGAAAGUAUCAAACGCUACAGACACAAUGAGCUUAUCGAACUACGGUGCCAAACAGUGCGGUGAACUGUCGGAUAUGCGCCAAUGUUUUGAGGAGAGGUUCACCGAAUGCAAAGCCCCACGGUUGCUCGAUGUGUUCGAUCUUUUCUAUCGGGCCGUAGUGAAAAGUAGCGCAUGCAAAAAUUUUAUUGCUUUGAACGAUAUAGCACCCAAUGAAGGUAACGAAGUUUGAGAAUUAUAGCGACCGAAUAGACUGGCAUCACUGCAAGAUGGGGAUCCUUAUCUGUUGGCAAUAACAACUCUGCGAUGUUUAUAAUAUGCGAUAGUAAAAUCAAAUCGUAACGGUGGGAAAUAAUAUGAAUAUUAUGAAUGAUCCUAUUUCUGAUUUCAAAACUGAUUAAAUUUCCAUGUUAUUGAGAUAUUCUCUUUUAGUGAAGUAAACUCAUUCGAAACAAA
Malaya genurostris is the source of this 1073-nucleotide messenger RNA. Its product is annotated as 27 kDa hemolymph glycoprotein-like. NCBI's taxonomy places the organism in Eukaryota, Metazoa, Arthropoda, Insecta, Diptera, Culicidae. The transcript is spliced from 5 exons. The record is from RefSeq and is a predicted model, not a curated record. Bases 88 to 849 code for a protein of 253 amino acids.